AUGGAGGGCAAGCUGUACGCGGGAGAAGAGGACCACGAGAAAGAGCGACCCCAGGACUACUUCAAGACCUACCACGCCUUCGAUGCCGGCACCGCGGCAGAGAACGAAAUCCUGAAAUUUAGCCUGGAAAACCUCUUCCACACCUUCUCUUCAGGAGGAGUGGGAGGCGACAUCUUGAUGGACACUGGCACAGGCCCCAACACCUACCAGCUGCUCUCGGCCUGUGAGGCCUUCCAGGAGGUCAUCCCCACAGACUACACGGAGCAGAACCUCCGGGAGCCCGCGCCGUGGCUGAGGAAGGUGGGGGCCUGUGACUGCUCCCCAGCCGUGCAAUGCGUGUGCAAGCUGGAGGGAGACACGUACCAGCAGGUCACCAUCCCUCUCAGACAAGGUCUCCCCAUCCCCCACCAGACAGAGCAUGAGCCCACCGACUGCUUCAGCCACAUCUUCCUACACCUUCUUCCUGACUUCUUGGGUCUCAUCGGCCCACACCUCUCCCUUUGA
Messenger RNA from Diceros bicornis minor, 504 nucleotides. RefSeq names its product indolethylamine N-methyltransferase-like. Lineage: Eukaryota; Metazoa; Chordata; Mammalia; Perissodactyla; Rhinocerotidae. Gene Ontology annotation, cellular component: cytosol. The record is from RefSeq and is a predicted model, not a curated record. Gene Ontology annotation, molecular function: amine N-methyltransferase activity; N-methyltransferase activity.